Antechinus flavipes (yellow-footed antechinus) is the source of this 5295-nucleotide messenger RNA. RefSeq lists its product as uncharacterized. Lineage: Eukaryota; Metazoa; Chordata; Mammalia; Dasyuromorphia; Dasyuridae. The record is from RefSeq and is a predicted model, not a curated record. The coding region runs from base 40 to 5295 and encodes 1751 amino acids. The transcript has 22 exons.
AAAAGAUUUUACUCAACAAGUAAACAGAGUGGAAGGUUCAUGAUGCUGCGAGACAAGCCAGCUAAAUAUUAUGACCUCUUUCUACUGCUUAUGGUCACCCUAUUUUGGCAGUCCACAGAAGCUGAUGAAGAACCAUUAAUUGGGGAAAGAACCAACUUCACUAAAAUGGAACUUCCUAAGGAAAUUCAAUCCAUAAAUUUUGAAAAUGAAAAGUUGCACAGUUUGUCAAAUACUGUAAAACAUGAACAAAUGAUGAUUGAAGUGUCAAAAAAUAAAAAAACCUUCCAAUCCAGUACUGUAAAUGAAUUUGGAGUUUUGGGGGAAAUUUACAACAAGAGUUUGGCAAAUAAUUUAAAAAUGGAGUCUUGUAUUGAAACACAAAGAGAGAAAGAUCCUUGGUGGAUGGUGGAUUUGCAAUCAACAUACCCAGUAGAAUAUGUUUCUAUCACUGGCCGGAAAGAUUGUUGCCAACAUGAGAUGGAUGGAGCACUUAUUCUGGUUGGAAAUUCAUCAGAAAAUGGUGGUAAAUCAAAUUCGAGAUGUGCUAUGGUUCGUACUUUGGCUCCAGGAAAAAAACAAUUUUUCCAGUGUAAAAGAAUGAAAGGACAAUUUGUGACCCUCACUGUUCCAGGAUUAGAAAAGAUUUUAACAAUGUGUGAGAUACAAGUGUUUGUUAAAAUGCCAUAUGCUAAGCUUAAAAAUGAAUCAAUUAUAAAGGAAAAUACUACCCAGCACCAGCCCACUGAUCCAGAACAGACACAAAAAAUACAAACCUUUCAGUCCAGUGUCUUCAUUCCUUCUCAAUUUCCUGAUAAACCUAUGGAUGGGUCUUCUCAAAGUGGCCAUUGUGUUCAGACAUUGCAAGAGAAUGAUCCCUGGUGGAUGGCAGAUUUGUAUUCAACACAAAUUGUAGACUCUAUUUCAAUAACCAAUCAAAAAAUUUGCUGUCAUGAACAGAUAAAUGGAGUUAAUAUUUUGGUGGGAGACUCACAUGAACAGAAUGGAAAGUUGAAUGCCAGAUGUGCAACUAUUCCUUCUUUGGGUCCAGGGAUGACACAAAUUUUCAAAUGUGGGAGAAUGAAAGGAAGAUACGUGACAAUCACCAAUCCGGGAGGGGAAAAGGUUUUAUCAUUUUGUAAUGUGCAAAUCUUUGGAAGACCCUGGGAUUCAAAUAGCAGUAAUUUGGAAACUUCCAAUGGUGAUUUUUAUCCAUUGUUACCUAUUUCUGGUGAUGUCCCAGAAACACUCAAGAAUGAUAAUUCUUCAGCUACAUCAUAUAAUUUUGAUCUCCCAGAGAACAACUUUGCUCCAGUGCUAUCAGAGGGAAAACCGGUCUUCCAGUCCAGCAUCUUCAGUUUCUCUGGGUCUCCUGAAAGAGCUGUAGAUGGGUCUCUAUUCAGUGAUUUUGAAAAAGGCACUUGUAUUCAAACAGAUCGAGAAAUGAAUCCUUGGUGGAUGGUAGAUUUGGGUUCUACAGAAAUCGUGCAAUCUGUGGCACUCACCCCUCGGAAUGACUGUUGUACUGAAGAAUUACGAGGAGCAUUGAUUCUAGUGGGGGACUCCCGUGAUGAAGGAGGGAUGCCCAAUAACAGAUGUGCCAUCAUUGGUUCCUUGACCCAUGGAAAAACAGAGUUUUUCAGAUGUGGGAUGAUGAGAGGAAGAUAUGUGAGUGUUGUGAACCCAAAGAGAGAAGAAACAUUUCUAUCUUUCUGUGAAGUAAGAGUCUUUGGAAAAGCAAACGAGUCAAUUUCUCCUGAUCUUCCAACACCCAGUCCUGAAUCUCAGCUUUCAACGCCCAAUGCUAGCAAUGCCUCAGACUUAAUUGGUCCAUUAUUGUCAAAACAAAGACCGACCUCACAGUCCAGUGUCUUCAUUCCUUCCCCAUUUCUUCAAAAACCUAUGGAUGGGUCUAUUCAAAGUAACUAUUGUGUUCAAACCCUCCAAGAGAAUGACCCAUGGUGGAUGAUAGAUUUGGGUUCAACACAAACCCUAGGAUUUGUGUCAAUCACUAAUCGAAAAGAUUGCUGUCCUGAACUAAUAAAAGGAACCCUGAUUUUGGUGGGAGACUCACCUGAUCAAGGCGGAAAGUGGAAUGCCAGAUGUGCAAUCAUUCCUUCCUUGGGUCUUGGGAUAAAAGAGCUUUUCAAUUGUGGAGAAAUGAAUGGAAGAUAUGUGACGAUCACAAAACCAGGGAGAGAAAAGGUUUUAUCAUUUUGUGAUCUGAAAGUUUUUGGAAAAUCCUCAAAUUCAAAAAACAAUGUUUUCCAUGAUUCCUCUACUACCUUAUCAUCUACUUCUGGUGAUGACCAACAUAUAACUGAUCAUGGUUCUUACUAUAAUUUUGAUCUCACAGAGAAUAAUUUUGCUCCAGUGUUAUCAAAAGGGAAACCUACCUUCCAGUCCAGCAUCUCCAAUCCCUUUGGAUCUCCUGAAAGAGCUGUAGAUGGGUCUCUCCUAAGUGAUUUUGAUGAAGGCAAUUGUAUUCAAACAAACAAAGAUAUUAAUCCAUGGUGGAUGGUGGAUUUGGGUUCAACAGAAACUGUGAAAUCUGUGGCAAUCACCCCUCGAAAAGAUUGUUGUACAGAAGAAUUAUAUGGAGCAUUUAUUCUAGUUGGGGAAUUGCCUGAAAAUGGUGGCAUUUUCAAUUCCAAAUGUGCAGUCAUUAGUUCCUUGAGCCGUGGAAAAACAGAGUUUUUCAGAUGUGGAACAAUGAGAGGAAGAUAUGUGAGUGUGAUCAGCCCAAAGAGAGAAAUAUUUCUAUCUUUCUGUGAAGUAAGAGUCUUUGGGAAAACAUCAGAUUUCAUCUCUCAUGGUGGCCUACCUGUCACUCCUCCUGUCACUUCAUUACCCAAGGCUAAUGAUGACCCUGCCCUAACUGGUCCAUUACUUUCAGAACAAAAACCAGUCUCACAGUCCAGUGCCUCCAUUCCUUCCCAGUCUCCUCAAAAACCUAUGGAUGGGUCUAUUCAAAGUGACUAUUGUGUUCAAACCCUCCAAGAGAACGAUCCUUGGUGGAUGAUAGAUUUGGGUUCUACACAAACCCUAGGAUUUGUGUCAAUCACCAAUCGAAAAGAUUGUUGCCCUGAACAAAUAAAAGGAACCCUGAUUUUGGUGGGAGACUCAUCUUAUCACGGCGGAAAGUGGAAUGCCAGAUGUGCAGUCAUUCCUUCCCUGGGUCUUGGGAUAAAACACGUUUUCAAUUGUGGAGAAAUGAAUGGAAGAUAUGUGACUAUCACACAACCAGGGAGAGAAAAGGUUUUAUCAUUUUGUGACGUGAAAGUCUUUGGAAAAGCCCAGAAUUCAGACAAUGUGUUCAAUGAUUUCUCUUCUACCUUAUCAUCUACUUCGGAUCAUGAUUCUUUCUAUAAUUUUGAUCUCACAGAGAACACUUUUGCUCCAGUGCUAUCAGAGGGAAAACCAGCCUUCCAGUCCAGCAUCUCCAGUGCUUCUGGGUCUCCUGAAAGAGCUGUAGAUGGGUCUCUACUCAGUGAUUUUGAAAAAGGCACUUGUAUUCAUACACAACGAGAGUCUAAUCCCUGGUGGAUGGUAGAUUUGGGUCUGCAAGAAACUGUGAAGUCUGUGGCAAUUACCCCCCGAAAAGAUUGUUGUAUGGAAGAAUUACAUGGAGCAUUAAUUCUGGUGGGGGAUUCUCCUCACAAUGGUGGCACUUUCAAUGACAGAUGUGCCAUUAUUGGUUUCCUUGGCCAUGGAAAAACAGAGUUUUUCAGAUGUGGGACGAUGAGAGGAAGAUAUGUGAGUGUGGUCAUCCCAAAAAGAGAAACAUUUCUGUCUUUCUGUGAAAUAAGAGUCUUUGGGAAAACAUCUGGAUUAAUCUCUCUUGAUGUUUCAUCAGUCAGUCCUGAAUCUCAACUAUCAUCACCCAAAGAUAGUGAAGACACUAGUUCACUUGGUCCAUUACUUUCAGAACAAAGACCAACCUCACAGUCCAGUGCCUCCAUUCCUUCCCAGUCUCCUCAAAAACCUAUGGAUGGGUCUAUUCAAAGUGGCUAUUGUGUUCAAACCCUUCAAGAGAAUGACCCUUGGUGGAUGAUAGAUUUGGGUUCUACACAAACCCUAGGAUUUGUGUCAAUCACCAAUCGAAAGGAUUGCUGCCCUGAACAAAUAAAAGGAACCUUGAUUUUGGUGGGAGACUCAUCUUAUCAUGGCGGAAAGUGGAAUGCCAGAUGUGCAGUCAUUCCCUCCUUGGGUAUUGGGACAAAACAAGUUUUCAGUUGUGGAGAAAUGAAUGGAAGAUAUGUGACAAUAAUAAAACCAGGAAGAGAAAAGAUUUUGUCAUUUUGUGAUCUGAAAGUCUUUGGGAAAGCUUGGAAUUCAAAUACCAAUGUGUUCCAUUAUUUUCCUUCUACCUUAUCGCCUACUUCUAGUGAUGUUCAACAGAUAACCAAUCAUGGUUCUUAUAGUUCUUACUAUAAUUUUGAUCUCACAGAGAACAACUUUGCUCCAGUGCUUUCAAAGGGGAAACCUGCCUUCCAGUCCAGCAUGUGUAGUCCCUCUGGUUCUCCUGAAAGAGCUGUAGAUGGGUCUCUACUCAGUGAUUUUGAAAAGGGCACUUGCAUCCAUACACGACGAGAGUCCCAUCCCUGGUGGAUGGUAGAUUUGGGAUCAUCAGAAACUGUGAAAUCUGUGGCAAUCACCCCCCGAAAAGAUUGCUGUAUGGAAGAAUUAUAUGGAGCAUUUAUCCUGGUGGGGGAUUCUUCUCACAAUGGUGGCACUUUCAAUGACAAAUGUGCAGUCAUUGGUGCCCUGGGCUAUGGGAAAACAGAGUUUUUCAGAUGUGGAAUGAUGAGAGGAAGGUAUGUGAGUAUUGUCAACCCAAAAAGAACAUUUCUAUCUUUUUGUGAAGUAAGAGUCUUUGGAAAAACAUCAGAGGCAGUCUCUCCUAGUGUUCCAUCACAAUCUCAGCCUUCAUCACUCAAGGCAAGAGAUGACACUAAUUUACCUGAGCUACUACAAAUAAAAAGAUUACAAACAUCUCAGUCCAGCAUCUUCAUUUCCUCUCAUUUUCCUAUGGAUGGGUCUUCUCGAAGUGGCUAUUGUAUUCAAACACUGCAAGAGACUGACCCCUGGUGGAGAGCAGAUCUGGGUUCAACGCAAGCUAUAGAGUCUCUGUCAAUCACUAGUCGAAAGGAUUGCUGUAAAGAAUACAUAAAUGGAGCCAUAAUUUUGGUGGGAGACUCACCUUAUUGGGGUGGAAUAUUCAAUACAAGCUCCAGUGCUAUCAAGGGGAAAACCUGCCUUUCAGUCCAGUACCUUCCAUCACUUAGGGUCUCCUGA